GGGCCGUUUGCCAGGCCCAGGGGCCACGAAAAUGGAUCCGGGGCGGAAGAGCUGUCUUCAGGUGGUUCAGGGGUCGGGACGUUCACAGCGGCACGCGGGUUGGAAAAAUCAGUCCGUCGGAUGUCUGGGAAGGGGAUGAGGACGACGCAGAGCAAGCACCAGCGCGCCCUGAGACGGGAAGUGGCGAUGACAGCCCCGGCCAAGACGAGGACGAGUCAGCUGGGCGGUCUGGCACGAUGGGGCACCACCUGCGGGUGCUGGAGGCCCAGGAUGUCCAGUGCGUGUUCGUCGUCCGGCGGAUCCACACGUUGGCGAUGUCCUCUCCAGAAAUCUUGGCGUCGCACUACGCAGCGUUCGGGCAGAUCAUGGAGGUGCUGGUCCCGCACUCCCGGGUGAAGCACCGCUUCAGCCGGCAUUGCUGCGGCCAACUGCGCACCCGGCCCGGAAGCAUCGGCUUCGUGGUCAUGGCGGACGCCAGGGCCGUCGAGGCCGUCCUGCGGGCGGGCAGGGAGCAGACCGUGGCCGGGAAGCGCAUCAUCGUGGAGCCCUUCAAGUCGGCGCCCGCCAAGCCACAGCAGAAGCGCAGCGGCAGCUCCACCCCCCCGGCGUCCACCUCGGCUGGCCCCGGCGAGCCCGCGCUGGAGCUGUAGACGCCCGCGAGCCCGGCGCGAGCAGGCGCCCCGGGCCCGACGCUUGGCAGCCAGCACGGCAGGAGGGAGGAGCUGAGACUCCUGUCGCUCACCGCGCUCUUCUCCCAGCACGCCCUUUGAGUGACACAGGGCCCCUCCGGUGUGGAGGACGAGAGGGCCUCCCGCGGGCAUCUGGCCAUCGCGGGCAAGAGUGUGCGGCCCGUGGUCAGCCCCCCUCGAAGAAGAAACAACUCCAUAAACAUAAACUUUUGGCGCUCCGCGCGGAUUUCUCGGAGCUGCGCUGGACCUUUCUCCCUGAUGUUUAUGCAGUUGUGUCUUCUUGAUGUUUCCCUGUAGAGGACGAAGAGGUCCUCCCGCAGGCAUCUGGCCGUCGCGGCCAAGAGGGUGCGGCCCAUGGGCCUCGAUUCACGAGGCCCACGCGCGGGUGACGCCCGUUUCGAGCGUUUGCUCACGGCGCCACUGGCCUUCCUGAGACACAGGUUCGCUCCGUAAGCAGAAGUCCCGACGAGAGGGUUCUGGCUGCUUUCGGCCUCCCGGGGCCGUCGCGGGGCUCUGAACGAAAAGCCGU
Messenger RNA from Prorocentrum cordatum, 1218 nucleotides. The record is from the annotation of a GenBank genome assembly. NCBI's taxonomy places the organism in Eukaryota, Dinophyceae, Prorocentrales, Prorocentraceae.